Messenger RNA from Scedosporium apiospermum, 1254 nucleotides. Its product is annotated as putative CDP-alcohol phosphatidyltransferase class-I family protein C22A12.10. Gene Ontology annotation, molecular function: phosphotransferase activity, for other substituted phosphate groups. Gene Ontology annotation, cellular component: membrane. The transcript is spliced from 3 exons. NCBI's taxonomy places the organism in Eukaryota, Fungi, Ascomycota, Sordariomycetes, Microascales, Microascaceae. Gene Ontology annotation, biological process: phospholipid biosynthetic process. The coding region runs from base 1 to 1254 and encodes 417 amino acids. The record is from RefSeq and is a predicted model, not a curated record.
AUGGCCUACCUACGCAGCCAACACCUCCCCAACCUCAAACAAUACAAAUACUCUGGCGUCGACCGGUCUCUGACCUCCAAGUACAUCCUCAAGCCCUUCUACACCCAUGUCGUCAUCAAGCUCUUCCCCAUGAGCAUGGCUCCCAACCUCAUCACCCUGACCGGCUUCAUGUUCGUCGUCGCCAACUUCCUUACGCUGCUCUGGUACAACCCUUCGCUUGACCAGGAUUGUCCGCCGUGGGUGUAUUAUUCGUGGGCGUUGGGCUUGUUCUUGUAUCAGACUUUUGAUGCUGUGGAUGGUGCGCAGGCUCGACGAACGAAACAGAGCGGUCCCCUGGGCGAAUUGUUCGAUCAUGGCGUCGACGCGCUUAAUACCUGUCUCGAGGUUCUCAUCUUCGCCGGGUCGCAAAAUAUGGGUCAGAGCUGGUACACCGUAGCCACCCUCUUUGCCUCCCUGCAAACCUUUUACGUCCAAACCUGGGACGAAUACCACACCAAGACCCUAACCCUCGGCAUCGUCAACGGCCCCGUCGAAGGCAUCCUCCUCCUCGUCGGCGUCUACGCCCUCACCGGCUACAAAGGCGGAGCCUCCUUCUGGCAACAACCCAUGCUCCCCACCCUCGGCCUCUCCUCCACCGCCCUGCCUCUCCCCGAAUGGCUCUACAACCUCUCCUUCACCGAGUGGUACAUGGUGCAAGGCGCCGUCGUGCUCGUCUGGAACACCCUCGAGUCCGCCCAAAACGUCAUCCGCGCCCGUCGCGCCCGCGGCGACAAAUCCCGCGGCGCCCUCCUCGGCCUCUUCCCCUUCUUCGCCAUCUGGUCCCUCGUCGUUUCCUACCUCUAUCUCCAGCCCACCAUUCGGACGAACCACCUCGUGCCCUUCGCCGUGUUCGCCGGCGUCGUUAACGCGUACUCGGUUGGGCAGAUGAUUACGGCUCAUCUCGUCCUCCUCAAGUUCCCCUACUUCAACGUUCUGGGCCUCCCGCUGCUCUUCGGCGUCGUCGAUAGUCUGGGCCCGCUUCUCCAGGCCCAUUUCGGCUUCGGGUGGCCGAGCGCGUUGGGCGGUGGCGUUUACCAGGUUGCUUUUAUGUUUUGCAUGCUGGGCAUGGCCAUUGGCGUCUACGGAUCUUUCGUCGUCGAUGUCAUCGUUACGCUGUGUGAUUAUUUGGAUAUUUGGUGCUUGACUAUUAAGCACCCCAUCACCGAGGGUCGCAUUCCUACGAAUGAGAAGAAGAAGGAGGAGAAGGCGGCGUAA